AUGAUACCGCCAUCUCUCCUCCACGCGGACCGGAACCAAUGGCACAAUGACGAUGAGAAAUAUGAUGGUAGACGGAUGCUCCAGCGCUUCAACAUCCAGCAUCUCAUGCGCGAGGGCUUCGUCAAUAUGCGCUGCCACCCGUACCCGGGCUGCACAGGGGGUCUGGAUCUAACCACGGUUCCGCCCGUAAUCAACACCAGCGAAUCUGCAACUAUAUUCGGCAUCUUGCAAAACCUUGCAAUUCUGUUUCCCGGCUCGAUGCGACCGCCAGACCACGUUGCGGUGGGCUGUUGCGCCCAGUUCGGCGUCACGGCCGGCACCAUUCGGCAAACACCACGGAAGCGAUAUGAAGAGUUGCGACAGUGGCUGCUUGAUACGUCCAUCCCGGAUCAGACGAGUGGGCGGGUCAUGGACCGGCAAUACACUGUCCCGAUCCAAGGCAAUGUUAUUGCCAGGUCUAUGGGCGGUGUGAUCUCAACUGCAUUGAUGGGGAUUGCGGAGUGUAUGUAUACCCGUUUGGCGCGGGUCGUUCAUGGGUUAAUAGGAUAA
Histoplasma mississippiense is the source of this 549-nucleotide messenger RNA. RefSeq lists its product with no specific name. Lineage: Eukaryota; Fungi; Ascomycota; Eurotiomycetes; Onygenales; Ajellomycetaceae. The record is from RefSeq and is a predicted model, not a curated record. The transcript has 3 exons. Bases 1 to 549 code for a protein of 182 amino acids.